Messenger RNA from Carcharodon carcharias (great white shark), 4061 nucleotides. It is a transcript of the gene cped1, whose product is annotated as cadherin-like and PC-esterase domain containing 1. The transcript is spliced from 22 exons. The record is from RefSeq and is a predicted model, not a curated record. The coding region runs from base 171 to 3287 and encodes 1038 amino acids. Gene Ontology annotation, biological process: protein modification process. Lineage: Eukaryota; Metazoa; Chordata; Chondrichthyes; Lamniformes; Lamnidae.
GCUGUACAAGCCCCCGGGGACGGAGCCCUGACGUUGAUGGGCGGUUUUUGUGUGUGUGUGUGUGUGUGUGUGUGUUAUUUGCCGUGGUGGCUCGUAUUUCUUAAGCAAGCCCCGUGCCAGUGAAACGGAGUGACGGUGCUGUGCUCUGACAUUGCGGAGUGCUGUUAGACAUGUACGUUCGCCAAACCCUGGUGCCUUGCCGUCGCUUGAGAUGCCCUCCUCGCCCUUUAGUGUUGGUAGUGGCGAUCGCCGUCUGCUUGGUCUAUCCAUCACUCACAGUGUUCCGGCUCCGAGCAGGGAGCCUCAGCUCCCUCCUGCUGAACCAGGGAUCCUGGAAUAAGUCAACACAAGUUAUAUCAAAUGGGGAAGAACCCGCAAGGGAGACACAUUGCCUAUCAGGAUCUGCUGGACUGAAUGUACUUCCUAAACUAAUCGAGAUUGAACCGAUAGAAUCUAAUGCCUUCAACAACCGCAAGAAAACAGUUGUGCUACGAGGAUAUAAUUCCAUUAGUGCGUCUGACCUUCGACUAUAUCAACGUAUUUUCGUACAAUAUGGUUAUGAACUUGUCCUAUCUCCAGAAGUUGAUGGGGGUUCAAGCUACAAGAGAGGAUACAAAAAUAAGGGAACUGCACAUUGGGACUUGCUGAUCUGUUUCACUUCAAAUGAGCUUAAUGGUAAUAGGUGUCUUCAAAAAGAAGAGUUUGAUCAACUCCAGCUUCAUCAGAAGGUAAAUAGAAUACCGGGUCUAGAACACGCACUUUGCAGAAAAGAUGGCUUUUGUCAGAUUAUGGAUAUCGCGCAAAGAUUGCCAGUUCUUCAACCUGUGGUUCUUCCACCUUUGUGCUUUGACCAUUAUGUAGAGCUGAAAACCACCAGCAACAGGAUAAGAGUUGAAACCUCAAUCUCUCCGGGUGGAAAUAUCCUUCCUGUGAAGCUUCAAGAUACGAACAAUGAAAGUGGUGUGAAACAAUACUCUGCUUUUUCAGCAAAAGCACAGGCUGUACCAAUAGAAGGUCUUUCUGCAAUUCUCAAAGUGUAUGUUUUAGUGACAUCACUGUCUCCACUACGAGCUUUCAUUCAUUCAACAGGACUUGUCCAAAGUGAACCCAAUAAGAAGUUCUUUGUUACCAAGCUUCGGGCAUAUUUUGAAAAAUACUUUGGAACAGCUACUUCAGCACAGGCCUUUGAGAACAUGAAGGAGUUAAUUACGCAACUCUUAUUAAUAGCUGAAGUAAACAUUGAAUCUUCUAGCAAAAGUCGAGGAACGUCAGAAAGAUGUUGUUCAUGUUUUCAGCUGCUGGCCUUUGACCUUAGCUUUGGUGCAUCUGCCUAUCCUGUGAUUUUUGAGGUGCACCAACAGCCUGUCUUUGAAGCAGAUGACAGCAUAGCUUUUGCAGAUCGCAUCACUAAAGACUUCAUACUGGAAGAUACUUUCAAGUUACUGUUAUCUGGCACUUCUGUAGUGGGUGAAAUAUAUGAUGCUUUAGAAAACAUACAACGAUCUGUAAGAUUGAAGAAUCACACCCACUUCCAGAAACAUGAGCUUUGUCUGACUUCAAGAGAGCUAACUGCCAUUAUUAAUUUUCAAAAGGAGUUCAAAAGCCAAGGAAGAUUUGAAUUGCUUUAUCCAUCAAUUAACCCAGAUUACCAAAGGAUAUUAUAUGCACUUUACCACAAUUUUGAUCAUUCAUCCAAAUCAAAACCUGUUCUUGCCCAACAUCUGCUAUUUUCAGAGCUACUUGAUCAGUUCCAAGCAUCAAAUUUGCAGCAGAGCUUGAGUCAUUUCACAUGGGAGCAAUCACAUGCAAUACCUUCUCAUAUAAUUGAAAAGUUUGACAACAACAGCAAAAUGGGUCAACACAGCCAAAAAAACUGCAGUACAGCUAAGCAUACUCUGGCAUACAUUGCUCACAUCCUUACUAGUCCACAGUUAAACUUGAACCCAGUCUUUACACCAAAGAUCAAAGUGUACUAUUCUGAAGUGCCUUUUGAUGUGGUGAUGGUGAAGAUCAGAGCCGAAGCUGCCAACUGCCACUGCCAGGUACACUUGGAUGAGAAAAAAGGACCCAGCAUUGCCAAUUAUCCUCUUGGCCUUGGAAAUAACAGAAUCCACAUUCUGGUAUCGGAUGAGUCUCGUGCCCAACCUACUGUUAUAGCAACUUACACUGUCAAUGUUUACCGGCACAGUCAGCACAGCCUGCCUGUGUUUGAUGGGGGUGUAAUGUGCAGUUUUGUGCAGGACUGUGGAUUGAUAAUUCGGCCUGGUGAACCUUGUGGCCUGCAGCCAGUGUCAAGCAGUUCCUUCUCAGCAGUUGCUCAGAAGCAGCUUCUAAACUGCAAGACAGGCGAUGCCAAAGGGCAGUGGGUUGUUCCUUGUCUGAGCUGCUCUGACAACCAAACUUGUGAUUGGCAGAAGGCACGGUGGCAGCCAGACAAAUGUCAACAUUUUACACUGACCAAAAGUCAACUUCAGCAGUGUAUGAAUGGAAGGAGGGUUCUUUUUAUUGGAGAUUCAACCAACAGGGGAAUGAUGUACUAUCUUAUGGAGGAAGUAAAUGAAACACUUCAGGAAUGGGACAAAGCUCAUGACACUAAAUUCUAUUCCAAUUUAAAUGGAGGAAAGACAUUCACCAGCUAUGCUUAUUAUCCCCAGUUCUGGCUGAGUUUAAAUCAGAGGCCUACAUUUGAAAAGACUUUGGAGCAACUUGUACAAAGGUCACAUCCUUUAGAAAACAGCGAUCAAACAGUUCUGGUUGUAGGUGGUGUGCAAUGGUUAAAUACACAUCAUUUGCACAUUAUACAAAAAGUAUUACAAAGAGAGAAUCUGUUGAAUAUUCUUGUAAUCAUAAAAUCUAUAGGAAUGGGAUUUCACCUGCCAGUGGAUGGAAUCCGAUCCUUGUCUUUGAAUGAAGUACAAAAUUUGUGGAAAGAAAAUGCAGAAAUACUUUCUCAAGCAAAGGCCUAUGGUUAUGAUGUUAUUGAUACAUUUAGUAUCACUAUGGGACGCUAUAAAGAAUUUCUUCAGGGAAAGUGUGCAUGUCAUUUUCAUGAGGUAGAUAAAUUUGAAUUUUCCCAAUCAACAAUACGUAGAAAAAUAAGACACUCAACCUAUUCCUUUGCAGGAGAGGACAACUCAAGUCAUAACAAGCAGUCAGUGGUACAAGACUUAUUAUCUGUUUUCAAAUCACACUAUCAUGUCCAUGGUCCAAUAAACCAGGCUUAUUCAGAAAUUUUCCUCAGCAGAGUCUGUGUGAACAGAUUGCAUAUUAUGACCACUCAGCUAUAAAAAAUGGACUUUUUUUUUACAGUUUUAAGAUUUACUGCUUCCCUGGAGAUCAGUACAAAAUACCACACGGCGUGUAUUGCAUUUCUCUCUGAUUGGCUACGAAUGCUACCAUCAAAGACAUGUGACACGUUUUAAACCUUUAUGAAAUCAAUAUGUGCCCCUGCAAAUUUGAGGCUUCAGAAUGGCAGAUGGAAAGCCAGAAAAUUGAUGUGACUCGCUGUCUGGCCGGAUGAAUUGCAUAAACAGCUGUAGCCGAAACAAAGUCUUUUGCAGAAGAUUACGCACACAAGAGACUUGAAGUCCUUAAGGAAGCUACUUAAUCCUUUCUGUGCAAUAUUCAUUCACUUUCUGCACUAUUUUUGCCAAAUCAAUAUAAUGCUGUAUUUCGGAAUAGCUUUUAUUUUUGUAUGUAUUAUUCACUAGAAAUCACAUUCCCCAGCUAUUGCUGGGGAUAUCGAAUUAUAUAUACCUCACAUUGUUUGUAUUUAUGUUGCCUUUAUUUUUGGCCUGCAAAAAAUAGUUUAGAAAACUGUAUUCUCAAAUGUCUUAAAACUUUUUACACACAGAGACGUUUUAUGUUUACAAAAUUCUAAUAUUUUUGUACAUCUACUUUUAAUACUGUUUUUCUAUAUAUUUUUAUUUUUUCUAUGGAAGUUGAUAGUGUUUAAGGACGUGACACUACAGGAGACAAUUUUUUUUAUCAUUUGUGAAUGCAUUAAUUAUCACUGUAUUUGGAAAAUAGGAAUAAAGAGUAUAAUUUGUUUUUAAAAAGCA